Messenger RNA from Danaus chrysippus (African queen), 1149 nucleotides. The record is from the annotation of a GenBank genome assembly. NCBI's taxonomy places the organism in Eukaryota, Metazoa, Arthropoda, Insecta, Lepidoptera, Nymphalidae.
AUGAUGGUGGAAGGUUCAGCAUUUACGCGGAACGAUGUGUUCCAAAUGGCAAUUCGUGUUGCUUUUGUGUCUGCAGUUACUUAUUUCUCUAUAAAAUGGCUCGUCAAUCAGAUAGAUCCGACAUCUAAGAGUCGAAAGAAAGCUGAAGAAAGAGCGCGGGAACAGUUACGCAAAAUAUCUUGCAGAGCCGGAUUGGUUGGUAAACAAGCCUUAGCUCUGGACAAGCUCACCGAUCAUGAAAUGAUUAUCGCCUCACAGCUUGUGGUUCCUGAAGAGAUUAAUGUGAAUUGGAAGGAUAUAGCUGGUCUAGAUCACCUUAUCAAUGAACUCCGCGAGACUGUUAUCCUGCCGAUACAGAAACGGGAAUUAUUUGCAGACAGCCGUCUCACACAGCCACCUAAAGGAGUACUACUGCAUGGGCCGCCUGGUUGCGGUAAAACUCUGAUAGCCAAAGCUACAGCCAAGGAAGCCAACAUGAGCUUCAUAAACUUAGAUGUGUCUCUGUUGACUGAUAAGUGGUACGGAGAAACACAGAAAUUGGCUGCCGCUGUGUUCAGUCUAGCUGUUAAACUACAACCUUGUAUAGUAUUCAUUGAUGAGAUCGAGUCUUUCCUUCGUACUCGCACGGCUCAUGACCACGAGGCUACUGCUAUGAUGAAGACCCAGUUCAUGUCGCUGUGGGACGGACUGAUCACUGACAACACGUGUAACGUUAUUAUUAUGGGAGCCACCAAUCGUCCCCAGGAUUUAGACAAGGCUAUCCAGCGUCGUAUGCCGGCCACCUUCCACGUGCCCAUGCCGAGCGUGCAGCAGAGGGAACGGAUACUACAACUGAUACUCAAGUCAGAACCCACGGCUGACGAUAUCGACUACGCUCGUCUCGCUUCAAGUACCGACGGGUUCUCAGGGUCUGAUCUUCACGAGCUGUGUCGACAGGCAGCUGUUUACAGAGUUAGAGAUCUGGCGAGGGAGGAGUUACAGAGAGAACAGUCAAAAACCAACACUACAAAUUCUGAUUCCGAUGAAGAGUAUUGUGAUGCUGUUCGACCCAUCACUAUGGAAGAUUUAAGGAUGUCGCUGAGCAAGCUCAAAGAAUCCAAGAUACAGUGUGGGUCACUGGCUCCUGGGAUGAGAAUUGAACUCGAUUAA